This is a messenger RNA of Onychostoma macrolepis, 1520 nucleotides long. RefSeq names its product zona pellucida sperm-binding protein 4-like. The transcript is spliced from 4 exons. The record is from RefSeq and is a predicted model, not a curated record. Gene Ontology annotation, cellular component: egg coat. Gene Ontology annotation, biological process: binding of sperm to zona pellucida; prevention of polyspermy. Gene Ontology annotation, molecular function: acrosin binding; structural constituent of egg coat. The coding region runs from base 438 to 806 and encodes 122 amino acids. NCBI's taxonomy places the organism in Eukaryota, Metazoa, Chordata, Actinopteri, Cypriniformes, Cyprinidae.
AUGGAGUUUAAUAUGCUUCAACUGGACUGAGAAUUGUUUAAUGCAUUCUUGGAAAAAUGUGAAGUUAUGAAGAUGACAAAGCUUCUGAGCUCCACCGCAAAGGAUCUUCCAUGUAGAUAGGAUGAGAACCACUUUAAAGCAACCCUGUCAAUCCCACUCCUGCGAAUGCUCAAGAAAAAUCGCAUUAUCUCCACGGUGUCAAACGUGGAUCCAGAAGCACCAAAACAGCACAAUUCCCAGCGUCUACAGAUAACAAAUCAAUAUUGACUACCUUUUUGUUCAGGGAAGUUUGUUCUCUUAAGAUUGUACAUAAGUGCUCAAAGUCGUGGUGUUGUUUUCCCAAGUAACUUUAAUCUACAAUGCUUUGACUUAAGCUUUCCUGGAAAACGGGAAGUUUAACGCUUCUCUUUUUGCCCGUCCAUGUUGAGUUUUUGGACAUGACGAGACCAAGGUCCAGUUACUAUGUGUGUUUGGGUGUUGAAGUUUCCCUCCCUCAGCUUUUUCACCAGAUCGACGGAUGCCCUUACCAGGACGACCGUUACCUGACUACACUGGUUCCAGUGACUGGAUCGUCUGGUCUUCAGUUCCCAACCCACUACAAGCGUUUUGUUGUCAAGAUGUUCACAUUUGUAGAUCCGGCCUCGUUCACUCCUCUGCAGGAAACGAUCUUCAUCCACUGCAGUACAGAGGUGUGUCAUCCCUCUUCUGGCUCCUGUGAGCAAAGCUGCACCAGGAAAAGAAGAGAUGUUGCUGUGAAGACUGCCACUACUGUGGUUUCUAGUGGAGAAGUGAGACUGAUUCUAUGAUUUAUUAAUCUUUCAAUAAACUGUCUGAGAAUAUUUUGUGCAGCGCUACCCAACCUGAAGUUGCUCCCAUGUUGAUGUAAGGGUCAACUGACUCCCAGGUGUUGCUACAAAUCUCCCUUCAAUCAUUUGCUUUAUCAACUCUUGGACCUGUUUGGGUUCUCAAAGGAAUUUCUAGAGACCCUGAAGGUUCCAUGUGUUGAGACUUUCAAAACUAACAUUGUGCUGAACAAUCUUAAGUAAAUCCAAGUUCUCAGUUUAUUUAACCGGGACACACUAGGCAUUGUCACAGACAACCGACGCAGUAUACAUGGGGCAUAAAGCAAGUUUGCAACCCUCAUCCCUGGUUAGGCUUUUACAUAAUCAAAACCAAAACAACAAGCACUUUCAUCACAAGAAACAUGUACAAAUAAACAACUAGGUGGUACGUUGUCAUACUAAAGCCCGUAUGCAACUUUACAGUCAUAAACCCCAAAAUGUAAAUCAACCUGCAUACAGAAAUAAAAUGUAAACUAACCAGCACUCAACGUUCACAUUGCUGUAACGAUUUUGGGUUUAAGUUUUGGUUGUGACUUUAAAUCAACAGGCAUGGUAUUCCAUAAAUGUGAGCCUUUUGCUGAGAAGGAUUGACCCACAGUAGUUCCGCAACUCUACAAUUCCCACUUGCUGCCCCUCUGGUCUUUGCCCCAUCUCACACACACUACAGUUUUUGUAUCA